AUGGAAAGCGGAAAGAAGGGCACUUCAGGAGGAAGCAACAACAAUCAGGCUGCAGGUUCUGGAAAGCCCGCUGGCUCUUCUUCUUCUUCUUUUUCUUAUUCUUCAGCAACUGGGUCUGGAAUCAUGAAAGCCCCCGGAGCUGACCAUCAAAUCCCGAGGGCCGACUUUGAGAAGAACCCUGCUGCCUACUUCCAGAAUCUGCACAAGAAGUAG
Molecule: messenger RNA, 213 nt
Organism: Linum tenue
Lineage: Eukaryota; Viridiplantae; Streptophyta; Magnoliopsida; Malpighiales; Linaceae
Source: the annotation of a GenBank genome assembly